AUGUCGUGGCUUCCCAAUUACCAGCAAUUGCCGCCAAAGCAGCCAUUCCUAGUCCCUCCAGGUUUUACGGGUACUGGGAUUGCACAGCAAAGGUUUCGACACCUCGACGGCUUGUCGGACCAUGCCAGUAGAUGUAAGAUUCUGGAGAACUGGAUCCUCCGAUUAUGUGAUGCGUUGAAUCCCUUACCGGGCAUCCUGAACCCGAUACGAACAGUUUUUACACCUUUAGCCCUCGAGGGCGCGCAGGAAGAUGAUUCACAAUCGACAGGCGCCGUUGCUUUGUUUCAUAUGAUAUGCUCGGCCUCAGGCUUUCAUCUAUCUAACACUUCAGCAUAUGAGGAUGAAAGACGCAAGUUCGAGCGUUUCGCACUUGAGCAUCACGAAAUGGGCAUUUGCUAUCUCAGAGAGAAUAUCCGAACUGAUGACGAGAGCCAAUAUGCUCCGAUUCUAGCCGCUUUGAUCAUUUGCUUACUGACUGAAGACAUAACUGUCAAUGAGUCUUUUUGGCGUAUCCACAUAAGAGGCGCAGUUGAGUGGGUGAAUCAUGUGGGCGUUGAGUACUGGUAUCAGACGGAGUCAGCUUCCAUGAUCUAUCAGAUGUUUCUAUGUAUGGGAACUUUAGUUCAAUCCCAGAUCCUUCCGGGGGACCGCAGUGGCUAUGGAUGGGAUUUGCGCUUCAAUCUUGAAUCGCACCCUGGGCCAUACCUAAUAGAGUCGAUCUUUGGGUUACCCAAGCCGAUCCUGGAGGUCAUUCAUAGAAUGAAUGAUAUCCAAAAGCGGGCGCAAGAGCAGCAGCACCCCGGAAAUACCCCGACAGAUAAUGGAUUCAGUACUGAGCUCUUGAAGGAGAUAGAUGCACUUGAAUUCGAGCUUCUUCUUAUGAUGCCGUCUCCGUGGGAGUCACCGAUCAGUAUCCCACAGGGCAAGCAACUAAUCUACCAUCACGGAUAUACAUAUUAUUACGCAUCUCUGCUUUAUCUGAAACGCACCUUGAAAGGGGUCCCCAUACGCGAGGUGCAGGGCCUGGUUAAGAAAGCGCUCCAGCACAUCGAAGCGCUCAAGACUCUCGAAGCCGGGUACUCAACACCGUGCCUGUGGCCCAUCGCCAACAUUGCAUUUGAAACGCACAGCCCGGAGCUGCGGCCUCGCAUGCUCGCCUGCAUUGACUUCUUCUCCAAGCAGUCCACGCUGCUCAUGUGGGAAAAGUUUGGCUCUUCCGUCCGCGGUCUGUGGACGCGGAGACAAAGCCCCGGCGAGGAGAAUCUAAGCUGGCACGCGUAUUCGCCCAUCUUUUACCACAAUUAUGUCUUCAUAUGA
This is a messenger RNA of Clonostachys rhizophaga, 1317 nucleotides long. NCBI's taxonomy places the organism in Eukaryota, Fungi, Ascomycota, Sordariomycetes, Hypocreales, Bionectriaceae. The record is from the annotation of a GenBank genome assembly.